ACCAUUUUUAGGGCAGUAAGAUCAGUGACAAGAAGAGAACAAGAUCAAGAGCGAGGCUUGAGAUCCCUCGAAAUACCAUCUGCAAUCCUCCCUGCCUCUCCCCCCCCUUCUCUCCAUAAACCAUUAAGCAGGGAACACAAGAAAAUUAAAAGGAUUCGCAGUCAUGAGUGAAGUAACAGCUGAAGAACCAAAGCCCAAAGCUCCAGGGACCGAUCCAAGUGGAGCUCCCGCUGGUACAGGUGAAGAAGACAGGAAAGUAUUGGCGACAAAAGUCCAAGGAACUGUGAAAUGGUUCAAUGUGAGAAAUGGCUAUGGAUUCAUAAAUCGGAAUGACACCAAAGAAGAUGUAUUUGUCCACCAGACAGCAAUCAAGAAAAAUAAUCCUCGCAAAUACCUGCGGAGCGUAGGGGAUGGAGAGGUUGUGGAGUUUGAUGUUGUUGCUGGGGAAAAGGGCGCCGAGGCAUCUAAUGUAACUGGCCCGAAAGGGGCCCCAGUUCAAGGUAGUCGCUACGCUGCAGACCGACGUAGAUAUCGCCGCGGUUACUAUGGCCGCAGAAGAGGGCCCCCAAGGGAGGGAGGAGAUGGGGAAAUGAAAGACGGUGUCCCUGAAACAAUUCAAGCCCAGCAACCAAUGCGCCAACCUACCAACUACCGUGGAAGGUAUCGCCGACCCGUGUCUCAACCCAGACCUGUUCCACCUACUGGGGAAAAUGAGAGCACGGACAAUCAGUAUGAGACAGGGGCUCCAGAUCAACAACAGAACCGCCGUGGGUUCAGAAGACCGUACAACUAUCGGCGUCGACCCGAUCAAGUAAAUGCUCCAGCACAGGGGGGCAAAGAGACAACUAAGCUGGCUGAAAGCGCUGCCGAGAAGCCUGUGCCAGUGGUUGAGAAAAGCAAUGCUGCGUAAUCUGAGUGACCCGACCGACCGUCCGUCCAUCAUGCAGAAUGUGAGAUGAACACUGGAAGUGACCACUACCUACCUACCUACCUACCUACCUACUACUACUACUGAUUUUGAUAAUUCUGAAGUUGCCUAAUAAUAAGGAGGGAAACCGAUUGCUGCUCAGCUUGCUUGCUGUGGAUCACUAGUACACUAUGAACAUCCUACACCUCCUAGAUGUCAAAGAUGCAAAGUGCUACAAAUGGACAUGGAAACCCCUAAACUAGUCACUCAUAACCAUAAAACAACAUUGCAACCACAUAUAAGAUGUUCAGUAUGAAUUCUGACCACUGUUAUUACACGUUUAUGUCAAGAUAUCUCAAAUAUAUGCUGAGACUCAUGUAUACUGCUAUAAAACACAACAAGGCAUGUAAAGUAAUUGACAACAAAUGGAAACUUUAUUUACAGGUAGAUUGAAAUCCUGUUUGAAGAUUAAAUGGAUGAAGAUCUACACUAAGUACAAAAAAAGUUAUAAAAGAACCAACAAACGUCUCCUGCCUAGCCGCUGCCAUCAAUGUUGAUUCAUUAUCAACAAGUUUGUAGCCCCUAGAUGUCUUUGAAAUAAAAUCAAUAGGUUUGGGAGAUCAGAAA
Pseudophryne corroboree (corroboree frog) is the source of this 1534-nucleotide messenger RNA. RefSeq names its product Y-box binding protein 3 (gene YBX3). The transcript has 9 exons. Gene Ontology annotation, cellular component: nucleus. The record is from RefSeq and is a predicted model, not a curated record. Gene Ontology annotation, biological process: regulation of gene expression. Gene Ontology annotation, molecular function: nucleic acid binding. Bases 164 to 910 code for a protein of 248 amino acids. NCBI's taxonomy places the organism in Eukaryota, Metazoa, Chordata, Amphibia, Anura, Myobatrachidae.